Molecule: messenger RNA, 1510 nt
Organism: Varroa destructor (honeybee mite)
Lineage: Eukaryota; Metazoa; Arthropoda; Arachnida; Mesostigmata; Varroidae
Source: RefSeq, a predicted model, not a curated record
UUAUCAUACAGGACAUUAGAGAGUUAACUUUUUCUGGUUUAUAAUAUGUCAAUGUAUACGAUCGUUAGUCUAUCAAAUGAGGCCACCUAGAAAUUUCACACAUGGUCGAAAUAUAUGAUCCAAAUAGCUACUUAAUUCAAAUAGCUUUUUAUGUAAAGGCUGCUGCCCUCUGUUUUCGAAUGAUAGCACGCGUAGCGAUUGUGUCGGAAAGUCAGUCACUGGGGCUAGUGCUUGAUUACCCCACGCCUACUUGCGAUCAUUGCUAGAACCCCGUUGGGCAUGCUCCCAAUGCACUUCCGCAACCACCUACGUCUCGCCCCGGACCGGAAAAAUGUUGACCUCCUCUCCUAUGCUUGAUACGCUCUCACAUAUGACUGAUCACAUUUUCCAUUGGAUUAAGUAAUAAAAGCCUAAAACACACGUUGCUAGAUGACAUAGUGACUUGUUGUACACGAACACAUUGUUCCCAUCUGGGCCCCAUUUUCGUACCUGGAGCAGCGUUUUUCCUCUGAUUUAGCUGCAUUGCAUCUAUUCACAAUUGCGCUAACGAAAUGUAGAUGUAAGUUACGGCCCACAUCAUUCUAACGAGUUCACAUCUAGUCACGAAAGCGCAAAAAUUAUUAACAUUCACGUCGUUCUUGUCAAAUAAAUGAGACUGAAAAAUCAUCUAUGGUUUUCCAUAAACGGAGAAAAAACAAGAUCGGAUAGUUGGACGGUGCGCAAGCAAUAGUUCCAAUGUUGUGGCGACGAGUAACUGUAUCGUACUUCUUACCGAGAAGCUUUUCUCUCUCUGGACGCUGCUGUGACGGCCAGCGCAAUUCAUUCAUUCAGGCAGAAAGAGUAGAAAGGUGCGUGUAUGAAUUCAACUAUUUAUGGCGGUCGGUCGACCCUGGCAAACGCUAAACGUGCAAAACGCACUGAACAGAAAUCGCUUAACGUACUUGAGAUCUUAAAGAAGAACUACGGAAUUGUUCUGCCGAAGCCCUGCGAAGAACGAAUCAUAAAAGCUUCUCUUCUCCACGAGAGUAAAAUACAGGGUACUCUUGGCAUAUUAGAAGAACUCCCAACUCGUUCGCGGGCAGGGGGUGACGUCACCUCAUUGAUUAUGGACAGCGAUAUGGUCGACCAAUUGCACCACCUCACGAGGUACCGGCGUGAAUUUUUGCCCCUCGAUGGCAUAUCGGACAUUCAUAAUCGCGUCUCUCAGUGGACCGAAGCUGAACUUGAACGAGGCUCGGAGCUAAUGGGCAGCAUACAAAAGAAAGCUGCUAGCAUUAUAGAAAUUCUGCGAUUGAUUGGCGAUUUUGGUGUAUCUCUAGAUCUAAUUAGACAAGGUGACAACGAUAUGUAAAGUACUUUCAUAUUUAGAAAGAUCGAUGUCAUAUCUUGCACAUGCUGAAAAACAACCAAAACAAAUAUUCAACUAAUAACCUGAAAGAACUAGUUCGAUGACUUUCCCUGACGUAUUCGAGCUCGGUAUAAAAACAGACCGAAAUAAAACAUCGAUUGC